Molecule: messenger RNA, 309 nt
Organism: Pseudocercospora fijiensis CIRAD86
Lineage: Eukaryota; Fungi; Ascomycota; Dothideomycetes; Mycosphaerellales; Mycosphaerellaceae
Exons: 6
Coding region: 1-309 (102 amino acids)
Source: RefSeq, a predicted model, not a curated record
AUGCUAAACUUAAGGACUGUACCUGCAGCUUCCAAUCUAAUCUUCUUUCUUGCGGAUUACCGUGUAGCGAGGCUGCCAGAGAGUCUUCCAUGGCAGUUGUUCAACGCAACGAGAACACGAAAAGAUAGAUGCACGCCACAGGCUCAUUGUGACGACGGCAGCCGUAUGGCCAUACCUGGAAGUACUGGCGGCGUGUACAGCAUCGAGGCAAUCGAGACGCCUUCAGUCCUCAGUGAGGGCUCUCCUUCCUCAGAGGUUAGACCUCGCGACGGAGCUGCUGACCAGACGUUCCCGUAUUGGCACACUUAA